Messenger RNA from Lodderomyces theae, 3933 nucleotides. Its product is annotated as SLN1. Gene Ontology annotation, biological process: protein autophosphorylation; phosphorelay signal transduction system. The coding region runs from base 1 to 3933 and encodes 1310 amino acids. NCBI's taxonomy places the organism in Eukaryota, Fungi, Ascomycota, Pichiomycetes, Serinales, Debaryomycetaceae. The transcript has a single exon. The record is from RefSeq and is a predicted model, not a curated record. Gene Ontology annotation, molecular function: histidine phosphotransfer kinase activity; phosphorelay sensor kinase activity.
AUGAGGAGAUUGAAAAUUGGUAUUAGAACCCAGCUAAUGGUUCUUGUGGGCUUUGCGUCGCUACUAUCGCUUCUAAUACUUGGUCUAGUCACAGGUAUAUACUUUAGCAACAACUUGAGAAGCCUACGAUCAGAGCGAUUAGAGGUUAUAUCACAGUUAAAAGCCACUCAAGUGAGCCAGUCAGUGGGGUUUAUACAAAUAACGGUGUCUUCAUUAGCACAAGUUGAGAGGAUACGAGAACCUUUACUGUCACAUCAAAAUGGCAAUGAGCUGUCAAACUUGUUUGACGGAGUAGAGUCAUUAUUCACACAAUACACAUUUACCGACCAAUUUGCAUCCGCUAGACUUUAUGACAAAGAUUAUAAAGUAGUCACAGAAACCACCGACGAAUAUGUUAUCAUCAAUGAAGAAACCAAGGAGAAAUUAUAUCCUAUACCGGAAGGAGGCCCUCUACCGGCAGUGGUAGACCAUUACACAAACAUCAAUAACACAUUUUACUAUACUGGUCCAUUGCCUAAUAACACAGGGCAAACAGAAGACCCCUAUUUUGUUGGGUUAACUGUGGCAAUUUACGAUCAAAAUGCAACCGACACUAUAAUAGGCUAUCUUUCUGUUAUUUCAUCGGCAUCAUCUAUCUCAUCUGCAUUAAAUUCCACCUCGAAUGAUUAUUGGACUACCGCGGUAAAACCGGUUUAUAGCGACAACACAACUGAUUAUGUUGAAAACAGAACCGCAGAUUCCCUAAUAGGAUUUGCGUCAGUUUUCCCCAACAAUGGAGCAUAUAUACAACCAGACAUACUAUACAACGUCAACAGCUCGUCACUUGUUGGUCCAGCUUUCAAUUCAAAUUCUUCACUGGGGAUCAAAAGAAAUAUAAAGUCAGUGACUGGAGUCAAAGUAUCAACUGCUUACUACAAAGUGCGAUUCGGCAACUGGGAGUGGUUGAUUGUGACGUCUCAAAAACAAUCAUCCUUUAAUGCACCAGUGACCAAAAUGACGCACAUCAUUAUUGGGGUGACUAUUGGUGUAGGGUUCUUCAUGUGUGCAGUGACCUUUACCUUGGCUGUUUGGUUUAUACGACCAAUAACUAGAUUGAAGGAAGCCACAGAGUCAAUCACUAGGUACAGAAAGGGCAAAAAGGGAGCGAAAAAGACGCUGAAUAAUGGGGGUGAGUCCCCUCCUAGUUCUAGUGACACUUUGAACGAUGAAAAAUUGUCCAACAGAGACAGUGUUCAUUCGAUGUCCACCAAUGGAUCGGAAAAUGUGCAUUCGAGUGGGAUUCGGUUACCAUCAAGGAUUCCCAGAUCCAAAAUGAUGUUCAAAGAUGAACUCACUGAACUAUCUGAAGCGUUUAACAUAAUGACUGAGGAGUUGGAAAAACAGUAUAUGCAUUUGGAAGACAGAGUCAAAUUGAGAACAAAGGAGUUGGAGGCAUCGAAAAUUGAAGCAGAGGCGGCAAAUGAAGCAAAGACAGUUUUCAUCGCCAAUAUAUCUCAUGAGUUGCGUACACCCUUGAAUGGUAUACUUGGAAUGUCAUCAAUUGCAAUGGAAGAAGACGACCAGGAUAGAUUGAAGGAUUCACUUAAAUUGAUCUACAGAUCUGGUGAGCUAUUACUACAUAUCUUGACUGAAUUGCUAACCUACUCCAAAAACACAUUAAACAGAUCGAAAUUGGAAAAGUCCAACUUCCAAAUCCUUGAAAUUGUCUAUCAAAUACAUUCAAUCUUCACCAAACUAGCCUUAGAUCAGAGAGUUAAAUUUAAAAUGCAAGUCAAGCCUCAGAUUUUCAGGAAAUUGAUUCUAUAUGGCGAUUCCAACAGAAUUAUUCAAAUCAUUAUGAACUUAGUCUCCAACGCAUUGAAAUUUACUCCCGUUGAUGGGUCAGUUAGCGUUUCUUUCAAAAUGAUUGGAGAAUAUGACUACGAGAGAUCAAAGAAGGAAAAUUUUGAACACGUUUAUAUACUAGACGACAAAGCUGAAGCGACAAGCACAUCUAGGCGCUCGUCAAAGGGAAGAACCAAUUUGAUGUCUCCAAUAACUAGACCCGCUUCCCCUGUGUCACCUGUGUCACCUGUGUCACCUCAACAAAAGGCGCCAGUUUUGUCUCCAGUAUUCGAGUUUGACAAAUCAAAAGAUUACUUUAGCGAAAAGCCAGCAGCUACAAUCAGUCCCACAAACACAGACGUUGCUCCUGGACAAACUGACCCACCUAAUCACGAAGCACUCAGCGAGAAGGAACAAGUUCCUACUAAUAUAACCACGAAUAACGAAAUUAAUGACACUAACGAUAAUGAGCAAACACCAAACACUGAUGUAUCUGACGAUGACAAGCAUUCGAUAAUCACCCUAGCAACGGUACAAUAUGAACACAAGAUACACGAGUCGCAAUUCCACAACAAGCCACUCCCAAUGACUCCAAACAUAAGCCCAGGCAACUCAUUGGAAAGGAUUCCUACACGAACUAGCAGAACCCCAUCUGUCACCACUGUCAACUACGAUCAAGCAUACAAGUCCAACCCAAUGUCGUCACCCAGUGAGUACAAGGCAUAUCCCGCAUUAGACAAACGCACAGAGUUUGACGCAAACAUGUCCAACCAUGAGGUUGUCAAGGAGAACAAAGCAUUCAAGAUUAGGAAAAUGUACAAACCUAAAACAUGGGUGGUUCAAAUCAAAGUAACCGACACAGGGUCAGGUAUCGAGCCAGCUUUACAAGAAAAAGUAUUUGAGCCAUUUGUACAAGGAGACCAAACAUUGAGUCGAAGUUAUGGAGGAACAGGGUUGGGGUUGAGUAUCUGUCGUCAAUUAUCAAAAAUGAUGAGAGGUUCUUUAACUUUGGAUUCCAAAAUUGGAGAAGGUUCGUGCUUUACUUUGACAUUGCCGUUACCACAAACUGGUGAAAUUGUUGUUCCGCCACAAGAUUUAGAAAUGUUUUGCGAUGACGAGUUUAAUCCAAUGUCAAAGAGUAAUCGAAGAGUUGUAUUUGAUGAGAAUGCUGUCGUUGUGAGUGCUGUCGGUGAUAAGGACACAUCCAACAAUAGUAAUAGUACAAGCAGUGGAUCAACACACGGCGAUGGAACAUAUUCGUUGGCUGAAAGAAGCGAUGCAUCAAUUUCGACAAAUCCAACGCAUGAUGAGUCCUCGCAAGGACAUGCCGAUGGUGAUGAUGAAGAACAAAAUUCAUCAGUUCUGCCUUUGAAUGCCAAACCACUCAAACGUUCAGUUGUGACUUUGAAAUCUAAAAACAAUUUGCUCAACAUAUACGCAGAAAAGCCAGAGUUACUCCACCAUGGUUCAACUGGUACCGCUAAUUCAGGCAUGAGCGUGAAUCCAAGUGACAAAGACAACCAUUUGGACCACGAAGAUGACAAGUGUAAUCCACAUGACAAGCAUGAAUCGCGUGACGGCAUAAAUAACGGUGAUAUCAAAGCAAAUGGCAAAAAUCAUUCACAGCAACAUAUUCACCAUAGCGAUUUCGAAUCCGUGACCGACAACAUAACACCAUUAAAGAUCUUAAUCGCUGAAGACAACAAAGUGAAUCAGGAAGUCAUCAAACGCAUGAUGAAACUCGAAGGAUUUACAAACUUGACAAUGGCAUGCAACGGAGCUGAAGCCAUUGAGUUUGUCAAAUUGGCCAAUGAAGCCAACGAUCCAUUUGCACUUAUAUUCAUGGAUGUGCAAAUGCCCAAAAUUGAUGGAUUGUCAGCUACGAAAUUGAUUCGUCAAGAAUUGCAUUAUGAGCGUCCGAUUAUUGCCUUGACUGCGUUUGCUGAUGAGAGUAAUGUUCGCGAAUGUUUUAAUUGUGGCAUGAAUGGGUUUUUAUCCAAGCCGAUUAAGAGAAACAAUUUACAGCGGAUUUUCAGAGAGUUUGGACUGCUCUUGUUGGAAGAUGCAAAAAGGAAUGAAGGUGAACACGAUGGAGAAAAGAAGAAUUGA